UUUCAGGAGGUGGAGGAGGUGGUAGAUGGCGAUAAAUGUUGAUUACUAUUUGAAUCGGAUACGUUCCACAGUAACUUCAGUAGCAGCACAAGUAAGUAAUGCUUUACCGGGAAAUCCUGUAACGCGAGAUUAUGAAGUAUUAUCACAAGUUGGAAGUGCUGGACCGGCAUUUAGUUGGAAGGUUUAUGCGGCUCAAAAACGCUCAACUAAAAAGCCUGUUUCGGUUUGGCUAUUUGAGAAACGAAGCUUAGAGAAAUGGCCAAGAUAUGAAAGGGAAUUAUUCUCGGAAAUCUUGAAAAGAGGAGUAUCCCAACUUACCCGAUUAAGGCAUCCACGCAUUCUCAUUAUUGAGCAUCCACUCGAGGAAUCGCGAGACUCAUAUGCCUUCUGUACAGAGCCUGUGUUCGCAUCGUUGGCUAACGCUGUUGGACGUUUAGAUAAUAUAAGUCCUUGUCCAGUACAUUUAAACGAAUUCGAACUUUUAGAUAUCGAAAUUCGCUAUGGACUUUUUCAAGUUGUUGAAGCUUUAUCAUUCCUGCAUAUUGAUGUACGAAUGAUGCAUCGAAAUAUUUCCCCUGAAAGUGUGAUAAUUAAUGAAAAAGGCGAAUGGAAAUUAGCGGGUUUCGAUUUUGCAGUACAAGCAACGCAAGGUACCAAUAAUCAGGUGAUGUACGAAAUGCUGGAAUGGAAUCAGCGGACGAUGUCCGUUGUCCAACCAUUGUUAGACUAUCUGGCUCCAGAAUAUGUGAUUGGUGGUCGGUGUGAUCCAUAUGCUGAUAUAUUUUCAUUUGGAAUUAUGGCGUUAACAGUUUUCAACAAAGGAAAACAACCAUUUGAUAACAGAAAUUCGUUGGAUAAUUUUCGCAGAAAUACUGAAAAGUUAAACACAUUACCCGUGUCAAUGUUCGUGAAUGUUCCUGCCGAACUUCGUGACGAUCUGAAAAUGUGCUUGAAUCUAACGCCUGAUCUCCGACCCGACGCUACUCAGUUUUCCAAGAUUGUCUAUUUUGACGAACCAUUAAUUCGAACAUUGAACAGUUUGGAUUCUUUAUGCCAAAUGGACUAUACUCAGAAAAUGAAUUUUUUCAAGCAAUUACCACAAUUCUUGCUGAAAUUCCCAAAACGACCGCUUAUACAAAAAAUCCUUCCGCAACUAUGUGCAGAAUUUAUUGCUGCAGAAUUAGUGCCGUUCAUUCUUCCUAGUGUUUUUUAUAUUGCUGGAAUAACUAGUAAUGAUGAAUUUGCUGUAGCUGUUUUGCCACAGCUAGUCCCGAUAUUCACUCUUGAACGACCUUACCAAAUUUCGUUGUUGUUUUUGCAAAAUAUGGAUCUGUUAUUGCAAAAAACAAGCGAAGAAGAUGCUCGUAAAUAUCUGUUGCCUUUAAUUUGUAAUGCUUUAUCCAGCGAGACUGUGAAAAUCCAGGAAUUAUGUCUUUCAAUUGUCCCCAAAGUUGCGACAAUGGUUGAAAGACAGUCUAUGAAAACAGAAGUUUUACCCAAAUUGUUACAAUUGAUUAUUGAUGGAGGAGGAGUAUUAGCUAUACGAGUUCAAGCAUUGUUGUGCAUAGGGAAAUUGUUACCCUCUCUAGAGCCAUGGAUGGUUACAGAUCAAAUCAUCCCAGCUUUGCCUAAAGUAAUUAGCCGAGAGCCAGCAAUUCUUAUGGCUAUUUUAGGAAUCUACAAAUUAGCGUAUGAAGAAAGUCGUUUUGGUAUAACUCGGGAACAAUGUGCCAGAAGCAUUUUACCUUUUCUGAUUGCUUCUUCCAUGGAAAAUACAUUGAAUAUGCCUCAGUUUGAGUUAUACAUGGCGUUGAUACAUCGUAUCCUGGACAGGAUUGAGAAGGAACAACGACAACGAUUGCAACAAUUAAGUGCUAGUCAAGAAGAACAACGUAGUAUUGGCGAAUUUGCUAGUAUACUUGGGGAACCAGCUGCUCAAAAUAAGGAUUCAUUGUCCGACAAUCUAACAAAUUUGAUCAUCGAUGGAUCAACUGAUGGAAAACCAAAUGGCAUUGAUAGAAAUACUGGGCUUUUGAGUCUUGCUGCUAAGAAAAGACUAGCAGCCGAACGAGAGCAGAACUUACGAAUGCGCAGCCAACCGAAUCUUUUGCAACCAGUUAGUGCUAGAGAAAGCACAAAUAAGAGCGAAACUAAAACUCCAGAUUCUUUCAUCUCACCAAUCGAUUCUGCUGUCGACGUAGUUGGUUGCAGUUCGUUGGUCCCGUCUGCUUCCAUUUCGACAUAUCAGACUCACAUAGAUCUCUCCGAUUUUCUUCCUGCACCGUCUAUCUCUGAAAAAGUCAAAAAUGAAUCCACACUGAGCAGUAUGGAUAACCCGGUUUGGCCAGAUCCAUUCAAAACAGGACCAAACAACUCGUUAACAUCGUUUGUGCUCCAGCCAACAAUCAAUACAAUCAGUUUACCUGAUCCACCAGUUGUACAAAAUCCAGUGUCUAGAAGAGGUUCAGGCCAACGAAUGACAACAAAUCGAGCGGGUAAUGCAUCACUGAAUGAAGUAGAUCGGAAGUUAAACAUGUCUGCUUUUGAUGAUAUUGUGUGUUUUCCGACUAAACAUAAUACCAAAAAUAACUUUACACUAAAUUCACAGAAUAAUCAUUCUAAGCAGAAUAACCUAAUAAAUGAUGUCUUCGGUGAUUUAUUAAAAUGA
This is a messenger RNA of Loa loa (African eye worm), 2668 nucleotides long. RefSeq names its product SCY1 protein kinase. Gene Ontology annotation, molecular function: protein kinase activity; ATP binding. The transcript is spliced from 16 exons. Gene Ontology annotation, biological process: protein phosphorylation. The coding region runs from base 26 to 2668 and encodes 880 amino acids. The record is from RefSeq and is a predicted model, not a curated record. Lineage: Eukaryota; Metazoa; Nematoda; Chromadorea; Rhabditida; Onchocercidae.